Cercocebus atys (sooty mangabey) is the source of this 10938-nucleotide messenger RNA. RefSeq names its product chemokine (C-X-C motif) receptor 6 (gene CXCR6). Gene Ontology annotation, molecular function: C-X-C chemokine receptor activity; coreceptor activity. Lineage: Eukaryota; Metazoa; Chordata; Mammalia; Primates; Cercopithecidae. Bases 4650 to 5870 code for a protein of 406 amino acids. Gene Ontology annotation, biological process: immune response; inflammatory response; chemotaxis. The transcript is spliced from 2 exons. Gene Ontology annotation, cellular component: membrane. The record is from RefSeq and is a predicted model, not a curated record.
UGACCACAUGAUCGGCCCAUCUCGGCCUUCCAAAGUGCUGGGGUUACAGGCCUGAGCCACUGUGGCCAGCCUCGAGGCUCUUGUUUUGAUCGUAUGUGUACACACAUGCACACUAGGUAGCCAUGCAAAAUGUAUUUCUUACCGUGAGAUACGGUAGAAAAUGUUCAAACAACUCAGAGGAUGUCAAGGGAUUUAAGAGCUUGAGAAAGGACGGCAACCAAAGCAUGACCACUAGAGGGCACCCCACCUCCUACUAGAGCUGCUUCCGUUCCUUGCUAUCGAGGCAGUCUCAGGGAAGAUACCAGAUACUCACUGCCCACGCGGCCUUCCUCCUCCCCUUGCUCUGGUCAUGGCAGCCUACUGCUAGCUUGGCUGAUGGCAUGCCACCCUUUCCGUCCGAGUUUUUGUCUGGAGCCAGUGGUCAGCUGAGAUCAAUAUCUCUCGAGCACACACGUUCCAGUCCGUCAACUUGUCUGUCCCUUUGUGGGUGCCAUCCUGGCAUUCCUGGGCAGCCUGCUGUGCGCACAGCCCAUGCCCAGUGAAUGUCUACAUUAUUUCCCUCAGAGUAAGGUUUUCUUCUGUCCCAAAUGCUCCCAAAGGAGGACAUACCCAAGCCUCCGCAUUAGAAGCGAGUCAGAAAAUAAAGUGGUGAGCACAAACCAGGCAGCCCCUGGCACUGCAGUCCUGGAGUCCACACCUCUCUGAGUCAUGGUGGAGCCCCUCCAGCUUGGUCUCUACAAAUGGGAGUCUAUAGUCCUUCCCUGUCACGAAUCAAAUGGCCUCGGCCUGUUUGUUGUGUAAUUACUGCACAACUUUAAUCCUGCAGACUGCCUGCGGUACACGUCUGCUUGUUUAGAAACUAGCCGAGGGAGGAAUGGAUGCCUGGAAAAUCCCUAUGGCCCAAGGUGCCUUGCUGCCAAUCUGCCCCAGGGGGCGCCAUCUCCCGUCAGCCUCGCUAAGUCCCACAGAGUGAGAAGCGUUGCUUUUCCUGAUUACACAGGCUCCUAUCCUCCCUCUGGUCAGCCUCCAUCUGCGAACAGUCUCCUCUGAAAUGGAGAUGUCUUCAGUUUAAAACUGCACUCUUCAAUACAGUAGCCACUAGCCACAUGUGGCUAUAUAAACUUAAAUUAAUCAGAUAAAUUAAACUAAAAAUGUGGCUGCCUGGUUGCACUAGCCACAUUUCAAGUGCUCAAUUAUCACCUGGACUGGUGGCCACUGUGUUGGGCAGUGCAGGUGCAGCACAGGUCUCUCACAGCAGAAGGCUCCACUGAACAGUGCAGGUUUGGAAGGUUGGGCUGAACCACACCACACACAUCCUAUUCACUCUGCGAUCUGGGGUAUAUUUUAGUUUUGCUAUCAAAUUAUUAUUACUGUAUUAACUUGAUUUUACUUUGCUAAUCCAUUGCUUAUAAAUUCCUAGUGUUAGAGUAGGUAGCUAAGCAGGCAUGAGCAGGGCAGGAGAGGGCCCCCCUCCCCCAGGAAUGUCAUGUGACUGUCAAGUAAUGGUCAGGCAAUUGUUAAGCUGUCUCUGUAAAAUAACUGGUUGCAGCCAGAGCCAGAGAAAGAGUCUCCCAAUAGAUAGAAAACAUCUGAAGCGGGUAAUCAGCAGCUUCCUAGGAUCUCAGGAGUUGGGCGAGUGGGCUCAAGCAUGCAUAUUAAGAGGCAAAAUGGCAGAGUUUAACUGGUAUAUGACCUUCCUCUAGAAACGACUGAUAAGGGAAAAAUACCUCAAGUGAGCAUGCAUACACCUCCAGUAGACACACUGAGCAUGCAGCCCCUCCCAAGUGCUGGCAAGCCACCACGCCUGCAGACAGCCUGCUCCAAGGAAAGAGUCGGGGGAGAAGAAACACAAACCCUGGAACCAUGCCAAGGUAUAAAACCUCAAGUCAAGGGCCCAACGGGACACUUGGAUCUCUCAGGUCACCUGCUUGGCUCUCUUCCAAGUAUACUUUACUUCCAUUUGUUCCUGCUCUAAAACUUUUUAAUAAACUUUCACUCCUGCUCUAAAACAUGCCUCAGUUUCUCCCUCUGCCUUAAACCUACCUCUGCCCCUCGACCAAAUUCUUUCCUCCAAGGAGGCAAGACUCGAGUUGCUGCAGACCCAUAUGGAUUUGCUGCUGCUAACAUACUUUGGUGCCACGUGAUUCAGACACAUUCUCUAGUGGUAAGACACUUCUAUAACUCACCUUCUUCUGCUGGAGGUAGUCAAACCCUGUAUCCGGUUUCCUUCUCCUGCUCUCCUGCCUAUAGAAAAACUGUUCCUCCAGAACAAUUCCUCCCAGCUAUAGUGGCUUUGCUCCUGCCAGUUGAUCUCUCAGCUCAUCCUAGUGGCUUGCAGGGGUACAGGUCUGCUGGUUAUGUUGCCCAGGCUGGCCUCAAACUCCUGGGCUUCAAAUGAUCCUUUCAUCUUAGCCUCCUGAGUACUGGGACUAUAGGUGCCCACUGCCAUGCCUGGCUGGUUAGGUUACUUUUCUGUGGAUCACAGCCCAUCAUUCACCAAUGCCUUGCCAACAGCAGUAAAUGUCUCAUCCCUGGAUCCUGGAACUGAUAACUUAACAGCUCUGCCAGGUCUUCAGGUAAGGAGAGCAGGCCAACAGUCUGACUUCCAAGAUAAAUCUGCAGCAGGUAUGUCUGCCACUUCCCUUUUACUCUUCCCUCAAUUUUAUUUAGAAAAUGUUUAGGUAUUUCUGGGGAAAUCUAAGACAUAUAUGAUUGGGUUCCCACCCUUAGCAAGUUUAAAGUUUUGUUUCAAAUAAAAGUAAUGCCCUUAAAACAAUUAACACUACAAAUUGCCAGAUAGUAAAAGGCGCUUUGUACAGCGAUUAAAAUAAAAUUUUAUCCCCAAACCUGCGAGUGGCUCAGCCCCUCAAAUAUAGGUGCAAGUCUUUUGUACUAUAGAGAAGUUUCUAUUAAAGAAUGGCCAUGAUAAACAAGCCAUGCUUUCUCAAAUACGCGUAUCCCCAUAUUGACACGUACACACAGCCAUGGAGGGCCCCAGGUGCUGGUUUGUUUGUCCUCAUGGAGUAGAAAGGCUUGCUGAGAAGAGCACGGCCAAGGGUGCUUGACAAGGCUCAGGCCAUUCUAACACUGCCCUGUGGACCUGUCUUGAAUGGCAUGGUUGGCUCGUCCCUGGGUAAAACUCAGCUCUCAAAGCUGAAAGAUUCCUAAAUGUCAGGCAGGGUUACUUUAAAUUGCCACCCUGCCUUGAAAGGUCUCUUUCAGGAAGACAGGUGCAUAUUUGGCUCAGUCUGUUCUAUUCAUUUGUCUACCAUUCCCUACAUCCAUCUGUCCAUCGGUGUGUAGUCUAUGUGGCCUCAUGGUUCAUGCCCAUAAGGAACACCUCACUCAUUUGUACCAGUUUGGUAGAAAGGACAGUCUGAACGAAUUCAUUCAAAAAAAUGCCUGCACACCUAUUAGAGCUCUUCAGAUCUUUUUCCGGGCCCCCUGGCAUAGCUCCAUACUCAGAGCAGGGCAGGAAGCACUUGGCUUUGCAGCCUGACAGUCCUGGGUGACUGCUGGGGAUGUGUGUUCUUGGGCAAGUGGGUUAAUCUCUCUAGUCUUCAGUUUGCCUAUCUGUAAGUGACUAGGAUUAGAUGGCUGUACAUAGAAGCAUCCAGCAUAGGGCCAGGCUUGCGGUAGAACUGAGUGUUAGUCUCUGGAUCCUGAGGUUGCUCCUGGUCCGUGCUCCCAAUGCUUGACAUUUGCCCUUAGGAAGAGCCACAUGAGGUUUGCCUAGGAGGUGGGAGAGAGCAAAAGCAUUGGAGAGAAGCAACCUGAAUGGUAGUGCAGAGCCAGAGAAGGGAGGCCAGGCACCUCCACAUGAGGGCAGCUGCUUCUGGGAAAGCAGACAUCGGAGUACAUGCCUCUCCCUAGUAUCCUCUCCACGAGGAGGCACUGGGGCAUGUGACCCAGGCUGACAUGCCUCUAAUUCCUGCCUUCCAGCGUUAUUUCCCAGAAGGGUCAGUAAUGUUAGAUCAUGGAGACUGACAACUAGAACUGUACUGAGAUCAAAGUAGUCAACAUCUGGGGAAUUCCAGGAGUAGACGGUAGCCCAAGGAAACCAGAUGAUUCCAGCCAGGCUAGGCAGGGUGGGUGGGCACUGCUUGCUGAGGUGCCUGAGUGGUGUGGGCUUAGGAGGGAGUGCUGCACCAGGCCCUCUGGCAGACUCAUCAUCAUCCUGUUGAUUGGUCUGGUAAUGACAGAGACCUGAGUGUGUAUCUUCGAUUUGCCAGUUUCCAGUUGUGUGCACUGAGGGCUGUUAUUUUGGCUAUGGUCCUCAGUGUUCUCAUCUAUAAAGGAAGGAUAAUAUCGACUGCAGGGCUGCUAUGGGGCUUAACAGCUAUCACAUAUGCUGGAGCUGCAUGUGCACACAGAACCCAGCCCAUGCCAUGGACUUAGCAUUGGCCCAGACCCCAACUGUUCCAAAAAGAUGUCUGACUAGCGAAUGAAGUAAUUUUAAGGUACAAAUGCCACCAUCUUUGGUGGAUGGCCAGAGCCAAACCUCCUUAUUGUUCCCCUUUAGUUUGUGAAUAAAGCCCUGUCAGGCCCUGACAGAAGAAUCAGCCCCAAAGCAGAAUGAAGGAGGUGUGGGGUAUCAGAGUAACCCACCCAUCUCUGACCCACGCACUACACAGGGGCGGGUUGGUCAUAUGGAUUCUGAUCUGAAGGAUGGGAGUAGGGGGUGGGUCUUUUAUAGUAACCAGCUGAGGGCUCUUAAAAAAUGUUCAGCGGAAACGAACCACAUCACAAAAGUAGAGGCAGACCUUGCUUCACGAGCAAGCUCAUCUGUGGAACAAACCGGCAAAGCACCUCUGCUGGUGUUCAUCAGAACAGACACCAUGGCAGAGUAUGAUCACUAUGAAGAUGAUGAGUUCUUCAACAGUUUCAAUGACAGCAGCCAGAAGGAGCAUCAAGACUUCCUGCAGUUCAGCAAGGUCUUUCUGCCCUGCAUGUACCUAGUGGUGUUUGUCUGUGGCCUGGUGGGGAACUCCCUGGUGCUGGUCAUAUCCAUCUUCUACCAUAAGCUGCAGAGCCUGACGGACGUGUUCCUGGUGAACCUACCCCUGGCUGACCUGGUGUUUGUCUGCACUCUGCCCUUCUGGGCCUAUGCAGGCAUCCAUGAAUGGAUCUUUGGCCAGGUCAUGUGCAAGACCUUACUGGGCGUCUACACUAUUAACUUCUACACAUCCAUGCUCAUCCUCACCUGCAUCACUGUGGAUCGUUUCAUUGUAGUGGUUAAGGCCACCAAGGCCUACAACCAGCAAGCCAAGAGGAUGACUUGGGGCAAGGUCAUCUGCUUGCUCAUCUGGGUGAUAUCCCUGCUGGUUUCCUUGCCCCAAAUUAUCUAUGGCAAUGUCUUUAAUCUGGACAAGCUCAUAUGUCGUUAUCAUGACGAGGAGAUUUCCACUGUGGUUCUUGCCACUCAGAUGACACUGGGGUUCUUCUUGCCACUGCUCACCAUGAUUGUCUGCUAUUCAGUCAUAAUCAAAACACUGCUUCAUGCUGGAGGCUUCCAGAAGCACAGAUCUCUAAAGAUCAUCUUCCUUGUGAUGGCUGUGUUCCUGCUGACCCAGACACCCUUCAACCUCGUGAAGCUCAUCCGCAGCACACACUGGGAGUACUAUGCCAUGACCAGCUUUCACUACACCAUCAUAGUGACAGAGGCCAUCGCAUACCUGAGGGCCUGCCUUAACCCUGUGCUCUAUGCCUUUGUCAGCCUGAAGUUUCGAAAGAACUUCUGGAAACUUGUGAAGGACAUUGGCUGUCUCCCUUACCUUGGGGUCUCACAUCAAUGGAAAUCUUCUGAGGACAAUUCCAAGACUUUUUCUGCCUCCCACAAUGUGGAGGCCACCAGCAUGUUCCAGCUAUAGGCCUUGCCAGCAUUUCGAGAAGCUGCUCUGGAAUUUGCAAGGCAUGGUUGUGUCCUCUUGAUAUGGUGAGGCAGGCUUUGUUUAUAGUUUGCGCAUUCUCAUGGAGAAGUUAUCAGACACUCUGACUGGUUUGGAAUGCUUCUUCUCAGGCAUGAACAUGUACUGUUCUCUUCUUGAACACUCAUGCCGAAAGCCCAAGUAGGGGGUCUAAAAUUUUUAAGGACUUUCCUUCCUCCAUCUCCAAGAAUGCUGAAAUCAAGGGGGAUGACAUGUGAUUUCUAUGAUCUCAGGUUCUCCUUGACUGGGGCUGACGGUUGAAGAGGUGAGCACAGCCAACAAAGCUGUUAGUGGUAGGUAGCACGCUGGGUGCCCAAGCUCAGAAGGCUCUUCUGACUACUGGGCAAACAGUGGAGAUCAGAGCAGCCAUGAAAACAAAUGCUGGCACCACCAGGCACCUAACAGAAAUGAGAUCAGGCUCUGCUUCACCUUGGGGCUUGACUUUUGUAUAGGUAGAUGUUCAGAUUGCUUUGAUUAAUCCAGAAUAACUAGCACCAGGGACUAUGAAUGGGCAAAAUCAAAUUAGAAUAGGCUGAGAAUUCCAGUGGUCCAUGGAAUGCUUGAAAAAUGUGCAAAACAGCAUUUAAGACUGUAAUGAAUCUAAGCAGCAUUUCUGAAGUGGACUCUUUGGUGGCUUUUCUCAUUUAAAAAAGAAAUUUUCCAAUGUCUGCCAUAUAAACAUAUGUAAAUGUAUAUACACACACAUACACAUAUGCUAUAUAUUACUAGCAUAUGAGUUUCAUAGCUAAGAAAUAAAACUUUUAAAGUCUCCAAACAACUUUUAUGCUUUGGUAUAUUCUAUUUUAAUGUGGUGUGCCUGGAAUAUACUUUUUUGGAAUAUACAAAAAAGUUACUUUUGGGCUCAGAGCACGGAAAAUAAAUUGUAAACUUUCAGGGCUGUGCUCUGUCAUGGAAAUGGAAUAUACCAGUGAUAACGACCCUGCUCUUUCACUGUGGUUUCUAACCUCCUGUCUAAAGUGUGGGGCACAUUUGUUUAACUUCUAGAAUGUGGUCACAGGAUGAGGCAUAGUUUUAAAUGUCAGAUUUUAUGCAUGUUUAUUAAAUCCUGGUAGUCUGUUCAAUAGGCUUAAAGAUGUUUUUUGGGCUUAUGUAUCCCCAAAUCACUCACCAAAUACGGAGAACCAACUGACAACAGCUAACUGGAAUGCACAGAGAGGCAGGCCAGAACUGACUUAACAGUGUGGUUUUGGGGGCUGAAUAGACCAGAGCUGAAUCCCUGCCACUCACCAGUUUGUAAGACCUUGGGCGAAACUCAGCCUCUGAGCACGUGUUUCCUUUCUUUUUGGUGAAACACGGAUCAUAACAGCACCACCUCUACGGGUUGGUGUGAAUACCUGAGACACUGCAUGUAAAACAUCUGGCACAGUUUGCAUUUGGGGAGAAAAGGUCCAAAAAAUAGCAGUAGUUAUUAUUUCUUACAAGAACUGGUGACACAAAAUGGAAGCCCUCCACGUCAGCCCUGUGGGUUAGCGAGGCAAGGGAGGGUUUAUAUCGUGCCUUCCAGGUGUGUGGUAUACCAUGUGCACCUGGUACAGCUGAGCACAGGCUGGGCCUUUCAGAGCCCACAUGAUCCUCCUACUGUUUCAUAAGCUUGUCUAAACGCAUCUACAAGCAGAGUUUUACUGUACUCAGGUCACAUGGACCUCCGAGUGCUUCCUUCAACUACAAAAUCUGCCCUUUUAGGGUGACAAGGCAACAUUUAUCUUUUAAGUGGCUUUCAAAGAGAGUUUCUGUCAUUCCCCCUUUGUGCAUUCAUGUUAACAUGGAACACUUCUGACAGAGGGGGCACCAGUCCCUGGUUUCCCUGACAGUGUCCUGGCCCAAGGGACAGAGGCAGAAGUAGAGUCAGGAGACGGGGCCCGGCAGCAUCUCCACGAGUCCCCAUGGAGAGAUGCAGCAAGGUGUGAUGAGAAUGCAGGCUCUGGGCUCACUCUGACAGUGUUCAGUGUUCAGUCACAGCUCCACCACUGUGUACCCCUGUGCAGGUGAUGCAGCACCCCUGACCCAAGCCCUGGUUCACCACCUAUGCCAUUGGCUCAUGGUGGCCUUCCCUCCUGGGGUGCUUGUGAGCACCAUGCUUGGGCCUGCCUGGCCACAGCAACAGAAAAGCAGCCACCUGGGACCGUGGGACUUUCCCUGUCCAGGUGCCCGCCCCCUCCCACGGUCCCUGCACUGGCCUUUUGUAGCUUAGGAAAGCCCUGCCUGCCUGGCCCCAGGAACAGCACAGCAGCAAAAUCUUUCUUUGCCUUCCCUGCCUCCUCAGCCACUAAUUGAUCCUAUGCCUCUGGGCCCUUACCUGCCACUCUUUGGAGUAGAUGUCAGUUUUCCAACCCCUUCCCCUGGGUAGGGGAAUAAACGCUGGCACAGCACGUGCAGAUUACAGAAGGCCUUCAUGUCUUGAUUUCACUCCAUCCACACCACAGCCCAGGAAGCAGAAGAUGCUGUUGGUACAGGCUCCAUUCCACAGAGGAGACUGAGGUCACGUGCAGGGCAGAGCCAGUUCCCAACCUCAGCCUACCCUUCUCCCUUCCACUUGGCUCUCCCCUCCGCUCGUCCACACCAGCACAUGGUGUUGGAGGCCUGGUGGGAGGGGAUCAGGCUGGGUGUGGGCUCUGCUUGAGUACACACUGCCUUGGUGUGGCCUCAGGGUUGGAGGGUAAAGGAUGUGCUCUUUCCCUAUUUCCCUACCAAGUUCCCAACACCUGGGGGUGGCUGUAGUACUUAUGGGCUCCAACCCCUUUAGAGAUAUGGCAGAGGCCACUAAUGGCCACAUCAUCUGAGAUGUGGGGAACACAAGAUGACACUGACUCUAGGGGCUACCUGAGAGCUAGGGGCCCAGGUGUCCUCCGUGGGUGUUCUGGACUGAGGAGAUGGUGCCACAGAAGAGAAAAGCCUGGAGCUACCCCUACUGGAGGGGUGGAGGCAAAACAAAGAGGAUGGGGACCAGGAGUGGUCAGGGCAGUCACUCUGGCCUCCUCCUCCAACGGGCUCUCAAAGCAGCACCCCCUUCCAGCUGCCCAGUCCCUGUCGGUCCCUGGUAACUAAUGCCAUUUUGUAGGAGGCCUGGCACUAUCAUCCCCAUUUUCAGAUGAGAAAACUAGUUCAGACAGAUUAAUGCCUGCCAAAGCUCAUACAACAGAGCUAGGACUACAACUUCACUAACAGCCUUCUUUGCCCAGAAAUGUUGGCUCCAGGAAGGUUUCCUGCCACUGACAAGCCACAGGGUACCUGUCACCUCUGUAUUCAGCUGAAGGCAGAGAUCUUGGGGAAGCCCGCGUGCAAGGUGGCUUUGUAACCUUAACCAUUCACCAUAUCCUGUUCUCAUUUUGUUUCUGAGAUAGCAAGCGUCAAAUCUCCCGGUGGGUGACAAAUCUACCACAGCUCCCCUAAACACUCUGACCAUGAAGCGCCUGUUCUGAAGCAAUUACUGGCAAAGAUGCUCUGAGGGUUCAGGGAUUGUUUCUGUGCGAGAGUUUAAGCUCACUUAGGGUCAUCUGGGUAUCUGAAGGAUCUUCCUUGGAGGAGACCCCUGGGCUGCGCAGUGCAAGGUACUGAGGCGGUAGCGGUAGCAUGCACAGCUCAGCCCCUGAUGACACAACAUCAGGAAAGCAACAUACCUCCAUGAAAGUCUUCCCAGGCUUUAGGCACUGGGCUGGGCUCAGUGCUCCACACACAGUUCUCAUGCAAUCUUCCUAACACCCCUAGGGUGAGUCUUUUCGGUAGAGGGGAGGAAACUGAGUUCGUGGGCUGCACUGCCUAGAGCCAUGGAGCCUGGAGGUGGCAGACCAGGCAUGUUUGGUUCUAAAGUUCGAGCUCUUCACCACCAUACUGUCUGUUCAUCUGGUAGCUAGAGGGGGAGGCCGGUCCUCAAGGAGGCCAUGACUGGGUAGAGGCUGAGCAAAUGCUGAGGGAGCCACAGCCCAGUGCCCCUGCCAGCCCUUACCCCACAGGCCUGGUUCACCAGCUGACAAAAGCUUGGUUUCCUUCUGUGCUUCAGUCCAGAGAACUGCUGGACACCUGGUCAGGGAGAUGGUGGAGGGUGAGCCCGAGUGACUGAAAAGGGGGUGUGCACGGGUGUGUCUGGAGGGCUACAACGAAUACCAUCUUUUCUCCAGAAGUCAGGAGCUGUGCUCCUGCUCUGCACAACCAUUCUAGCUCUGAGCCAUGCACAGGGACCACUGGGAGGUUGCUUAGGGGGUCCCAGCAUCAGGCCACAUCUCCCUGGCAGGCUGGACUUUGGGACCCCUUUCUGACCCACCUCUGCCAGGAAGAGGGGCAAGGCAAACAACUUCCUUAGCCCCAAAACUGUGUAUGUGUGCAAAAGAGCGAACAUGAAGGCAGGGGAGAUGGGCAAAAUGGGGACACGGGAUGGAAAGAAGACAGCUGAACUCUUCCAAAUGAAUCUUAAGCCAGCGGACUGGAGGGAGGAGUCCAAAGCCUAGUUCUGGCACCUCCAACAACAGAAGUUAUCCAGCCUCCUGAGGCUUCAGCUUCUUUGCCUAUAAAAUGAGAUAAUUCCCACUCCCUGAUGGGCUGCACAGGGACUAGUGAGGUCACGUGUAAGAGCAGCUGGUGCAAGGAAGGCGCUCAACAGCAUCACUCUCAACAACACUACUUCCAAGUGGCCUGAUAUUCCUCACGAAUUCGGACUUAGUGUUUAAUCUCUCCCGGAUCCCUUCUUACCUUGGAUUUGCUUAUUUUUUCCCGAAGUUUCUUGCCAGGAAUGCUUACACAAAUCUAGGGCUCUAGAUCUCCCACACUUUCUCAGACUCUUGGUGUUUUCGGUUUAGGUCUUAAAAUUUAGGAAGAAAAAGAAUGUAGGAAAAAGCUUCCAGAAAUGCUUGGGUUUAUCUCUAGCUAAUGCACACAAAAAAGUAUCUGACAAUGCAGCCUUUAACUGACUGGGAAGGGUGGGUCUUCACCCAAACAGAAGUGCAGGGAUUACAGGUUCCCAUCAGUUAGUCCCACAUCCUCCUUGGUGGCCGUGGAC